AUGGCUUCCAUAUCUUCACCUUCUGCACCUCCCAAUCUUCACUUCCCAAGCCCCAAGUUUUCUUCUUCCUUCCCUUUGAGAUCACCCUCUUCACUCCCCUUCUCGUUGCAUUCACAUCACUCUCUUUCUGCUGAUGCCACUUUCCUUUGCCGCUGCCUUAAUCCCGCCCCUGGGUCUCCGUCGCCGUCCGAUGACUCCGUUAACCGGGGGUGGGAAUCGAUGCUUCCGGAUGUAGUUAGGAACGCCAUCAAGCUAUGGGAAUGGGAUUGGGAUCGAUGGCGCAAGCAUUUUCAGGAUAUUGAUGAGCAGGAGCGUCUCGUCUCAAUUCUCAAGUCUCAGUUAAGCCGUGCUGUGGACUCUGAGGAUUAUGAAGACGCUGCUAGGCUUAAGGUGGCAAUUGCUGCUGCAGCUACCAAUGACAGUGUCGGAAGAGUGAUAUCUCAUCUCAAUAAAGCCAUAGAGGAAGAGCGGUAUAGUGAUGCAGCUUUUCUAAGAGAUAAAGCUGGUGCUGGUCUCGUAGGUUGGUGGGCUGGCAUUUCAAAAAAUGCUAAUGAUCCACACGGUCUAAUUAUUCGUAUAACUCCAGAGCAUGGAAGAUAUGUUGCAAGGAGUUAUAGUCCUAGGCAACUAGCUACAUCUGCUGCUGGUGUUCCUUUAUUUGAAAUUUUUCUUACAGUGAAUAAGAAAGGUGAAUAUAAGUUGCAGGCUGUUUACUUAAAGCGGAGAGGAGGUGUCCACCCCUCCUCAAUAGCCUCCUCUAAGGCAUCAAAUGCUGCCGAGAGAUUGAGUUCAGUGGAGUCUCCUGAAGGAAGAAGUGAGCUAUUUGUUGUGAGUACCGAAGAUCCUGAGAGUGGUGACGAUAAGGAUGAUGGCUCAGACUCAGCUGAGGGAAUAUCUGGAUUCCAGAAUGUCUUGAAGGAUAUGAUUCCUGGUGUAAAGGUGAAGGUUUUGAAAGUGACUCCUUCAGAGAAGGUAGACAAGGAUCUAAUAUCUAAGGUGAUUGAACAGAUAAUUGAGGAAGAAGAAGAUGAAGAGGAAGAGGAAGAGGAAGGGGAAGAGGAAGAGGAAGGGGAAGAGAAGGAAAAUGAGACAGAAAGCCUGGAAAUUGAAGAUGUUAAGUCUGAAAGGGACCAACAGGGAGAUGAUGAUAUUGAAAUUAAUACUGGUCCUGAGACCAUUGGACGUGAGGAGCAGAAAGAAAUUGCAGUUAAACUUGUUAUUGGUGGUCUUGCUCAGAAACUUUCUAGUAAUUUAUCUGCAAGAGAUUUGCUUCGGGUUCCUGCUAAGCUGGAGAAUGGACGUGAUUUAUUUUCGUUCACUGUAGAAAAAGAAGUCAACCAGCAGGAUGAUCAUGGCAAAGGGAAAUCUUCAUCAGAUAAAUCAAUUAAGAUUCAAGGUCAACGCUCUGUUGAUCAUGUUAUGUUUGAUCUUGCUAAGUUUAUUGGUAGGGGAAAGGUGCCCUCUAAGGUUCUGAAAGAUGUAGGAGAAUUAAUAAGCCUUACUCUUAGCCAAGCUCAGAACCACCAACCAUUAUCUGGGUCUACUAUUUUCAAUCGUAUUGAAGUACCAGCUUCUUCAGAUCCUUUAAAUGGUCUAUACAUUGGUACACAUGGUCUUUACUCCUCGGAAGUCAUUCAACUUAGACGUAGAUUUGGUCAAUGGCAAGAAGACCCUGCUAGGGAAUCUUCAGAUCUAGAGUUUUAUGAGUAUGUAGAAGCAUUUAAACUAACUGGGGAUCCUUAUGUACCAGCUGGCCAGGUAGCAUUUCGUGCAAAAGUUGGAAAGAGAUAUCAGCUUCCUCAUAAAGGGAUAAUUCCAGAAGAGUUUGGUGUGAUUGCUCGGUAUAAGGGCCAAGGAAGGCUUGCCGAGCCAGGGUUUCGGAAUCCUCGAUGGGUUGAUGGUGAGCUAGUGAUCCUAGAUGGGAAGUACAUUAAAGCAGGGCCAGUUGUUGGAUUUGUGUACUGGGCCCCUGAGUAUCAUUUUUUGGUCUUCUUCAACCGGCUUAGGCUUCAACCUUAGAGUAUCAUUGUACAUAAUUUCAUAAACUUGCAAAUUCUUCAUAUUUGUUGGGUAAGUUCUAAUUUGAUUUGCCAAGUCAAUAUAUACCUCUAUGGAGUUUAUAGCACGUGAAGAAUAUUAAGAGGAUAUUUUUCUGGCUAAAUUACGACAUCAACUUGAGUGAAUUAUGUGCAAAAUCCUUAAGGUAUUUUGACAUUACAAGUACCUAUCAAAUGGAAUGAAUUAGGAGCACCCAUCUAAAAUUUUCAAAUAACCAAUUACUUGUUAUGCUUGCCCACCGUCAAAAUACUUAGCACAAUGAGUGAAGACCAGUUUUAUCUGAAAAUGACUUCUUCGUUUUUUUUCAAUUUUUUGUGGUUCCAAUUAUUUCCUAGCUGUUGCUGAAGUGUUAUUUAUAUGUAUUUUGCAACAUGCUGGGGCAUGUAGGGAUUACAUCAGAAAAAUGAACUGUUUAUGCUCAAGUAUGUGAUAUGGGGUAUUUGCCCCUUACCUCAUUUAAGGAUGUUUGUGUAACAAUUUCUCUGGUCUUAUUUAUAAGAUCCCUUCUCAUGUUCCUUAAUAUAACCUUUACAAAACUUAAUGAAACAUUAUGACUCAUUUCCAACUCGCCCCUCACUUGGUGAAAACAUGGUGGAAAACAACUUACAUUUUUUAACGUGGUUAAGGGUAAUUCUGAAAAUUAGAGAAGUUUUUAGCACUAAACUAAUUUAGACUAAUUUCCAUAAUUCAUGUGAAGUAGUUAACAAGUCCUUAUAAUAAAGACUAGAGGGAGUAUUACAAAACCUCAAAAGCUUUGUUUAAUUUACUCAAUCAAAUUGUUGGCUUGGCUAGUUGCGAAAUUGCUCUAGUUUUGGAGUACUAUGCAAUUUUGCUUAUGGACAAAACUUAAAUAAUCUCCUUUAGUAUUUGUCAUUAGGUUUUCUAAUGAAGAAAUUGUGAAUUGUUAAGUGACAUGUUAUUAUGAAUCAAUCAUGUGGUGCGAAGCUGUAGAAAAAUGCUACCCCCAGUCUUGAAUAUAAGAGAAUUUUGGGAGACUUGCUUUAAUCCAAAUUAUAAGAAACAAUCCCUUUUUUCCACAGGAACUGUGAACCCCCCCCCCCCAAAAAAAAAAAAAAAAAAACUCUUCUGGGUUUUGAAUUUCAGUAGAAUUGUCAUAGUGAGUGGAGGAUUCUGAAACCGUCUCUUGUUUUUUCUUUUUUGGAAAGGUUCUCUUCACUGCUGAUUGUUGCCCACUCUUUAGUGUUGAGACGUCAAGGGGACAAACAUCAUUGGUCACUGCAGGAUCAUCCAAUUCAGGCAUCUGUUGCUUAAUUUUAACUUACACUAGCUGUUUCAUCCAAGCCAACAUCAAUUUUCUACGAUGCAGGCUGCAUUUUUAUUUUAUUUUUUGUACAGCUUUUGAAGCAUUUUGUCUCAGCUUCCUUCAAAGCAUCAUAAAAUAUGGGAAUUUGGCUUCUUCCUGUUUGACUCUAACUGAAGUAUGGGAGAUUGGAGUAUUUUAAGCUUACAGUGGGACCUUGACUAACUGUAGGUUGAAGGAAGAACAUGGACGCAUAAUGUAGUAGUUUCUUCAUUACCAAAUAUCUUAUUUUCAA
Messenger RNA from Prosopis cineraria, 3614 nucleotides. Its product is annotated as protein EXECUTER 1, chloroplastic. The transcript is spliced from 12 exons. Gene Ontology annotation, biological process: response to singlet oxygen; singlet oxygen-mediated programmed cell death. NCBI's taxonomy places the organism in Eukaryota, Viridiplantae, Streptophyta, Magnoliopsida, Fabales, Fabaceae. The record is from RefSeq and is a predicted model, not a curated record. Bases 1 to 2019 code for a protein of 672 amino acids. Gene Ontology annotation, cellular component: thylakoid membrane.